AUGUUUACAUUCACUAGUGGUCCUUGCGAACUGAAACAGAAUAUACUACACUCUCUCUCUAUCUCUCUUUCCCUCUUUCUCUCUUUCACUCACUCACUCACUCACUCUUUUAUUUUUCCAUUCUUCGUUGUUUCAAUUUUUACUUUAUCUAUCUAUCUAUCUAUCUAUCUAUUUAUCUAUCUAUCUGUUUUUACUUUUUCUUUUCUUCUUUUAAUUUGCGUCUUUUCCCCCCCUCUCUCUUUUUUCUUCUUUACAAUUUUCUUUUCCGUUUAUUUCUCUCUGUUUAAAGUUUCUUUUUUUAUCGCUUGCUUUAUCUCCCUCUCUCUUUAUCUAUCUAUCUAUCUAUCUAUCUAUCUAUCUAUUGCGAUCCCUCCAGUCGAUUCUCUCUUUUUUACCCUUCUGUUCUUUUCUCUAUAUCGGCAUAUUCUGUCUUUUUCUCCCUCUUUCUCUCUUAUUCUUUUUCAUUUAUUCUCUCGCCCUCUCCCUCUCUCUCUUCCUCUUUCUCUUUCUCUCUCUCUUCUCAUUCUUUUGCUCUACCAUUCUUUUCCCUGUAUCAGUUACUUCUCUCUUUCACGUCCCCUCUCUCUCUUACUUUCUUUUCCAUUUUUCUUUUCUAUUCUUAUCUCAGUUUAUAUCUCUUAUAUCUCUCUUUCUGUUUUAUUUCUCUCUCACACACACACUUUUACUCUCUCUCUUACACCUUUUUUAUUCCGUUUUCGCUUCCGUCUUCUCUUUUUCUUUCUCUCUCUCUCUCUACUACUACUACUACUACCCUUUUUCUUUUCUGCUCUUCUCUCUCUAUUUUUUUCUUUCUCGCUUUCUCAUUAUUUCUCACAUUUAUUCCUCCUCUCUCUCUCGCUUUCAUUCUCUCUCUCUUUUUCUCUCUCUCUCUCUCUCUCUCUCACUGUGUUCCGUUUCUCUGUGAAAAUUUCCUCUCUCUCUCUCUUACUCUUUUUCGCUUCCUUUUCUCUCUCCCCCUCUCUCUCCCCCACUCUCACACACACACUCUCUCUCUCUCUCUCUUUCUGUUCUCUCACCUACUCUUUUUCUUUUCCGUUCUUCUCUCUCUUACUCUCUUUCUCAUUCCUUCUCACUCUUAUUCCUCUCUCUCUCUCUCUCUCUCUCUCUCUCUCUCUCUCUCUCUCUCUCGCUUCCAUUUCUCUGUGGACAUUAUUGCCGGCAUCCUUCUGCACUUACUUAAAUAAAUACCACUAUGAAGGCUGUCCGGAACGUCAAUCCUGCUUAAAUUUUCUUAAGCCCAUCACCUCCAUUCGACGCCAUUUGCUUUCUUUUUCUUUUGUUUCUCUUUUUACAGAUUAA
Molecule: messenger RNA, 1320 nt
Organism: Acanthosepion pharaonis
Lineage: Eukaryota; Metazoa; Mollusca; Cephalopoda; Sepiida; Sepiidae
Source: the annotation of a GenBank genome assembly